Molecule: messenger RNA, 1443 nt
Organism: Bursaphelenchus okinawaensis
Lineage: Eukaryota; Metazoa; Nematoda; Chromadorea; Rhabditida; Aphelenchoididae
Source: the annotation of a GenBank genome assembly
AUGACAGAUACCAGCGAUCAAACAGAUAAGUCUGAUGUUACCCGGAAACAGCCUAAGAAGAAGUCGACCAUCUUGUACAAGGUCAGAGGCAAAAUGGGAUGGGGAGUCGAGCAGACUGGUCUUACCAAGGAGUUCCAAGCUUCGAUCAACCGGUAUGAGUCGUACCAGAAGCAGAUCGGCAAGUUUCUGGAUUGUCUGGAAGGUAAGAAUGGAGAUUUUAGGUUGAUAUUGAUGUUAUUCAUGGUCUUUUGUGAGAAGAUGUUAAUUAUGGGGGUGCAUAAAGUUAAGAAUGACGUGGAAUUGUAGGUAUAGUAAGAUUGUUGUAGGUGUGCUGCAGAUGAAUCCAAGUCUUCGUGAUUGCAUCGAUAUUAAGUCCGAGGACGACAGUUUGCGCAGGAUGGCUGUUGGUGUACGGCACUGGCAUCCCACCGUUCCUGAGAACAGACAAGUGAGUUCAAUAGCAAAUUUAGUCCAGUCAGUUCAGUAAAAUCGGUGUCCCUUAGCCUUAUACAAGCCUUAGGCUAAAUUAGGCCUUUAGACUAAUAAUAUGAAUGUUUUUAGGCCACAAUGGAAAAAGUUGAGUCAUUGUUCAAAGGAAUGUCCGAAACAAGACGCUACGCUCAAAUGAACACUGGAGCUGUCAUCAACAAGCUGCGGACGUUCGCAACCGCCGAGAACGAGGCGUUCCAGGAAAACUUUAAGAACUUGAUGGAUCAACGUGACUAUAUGGAUGAAGCACGUACCAAGGUAAUGGUUUAUCAGCUUUAUUAAAAAUUUUUUUAAAUUUUGAUUUUUUAAAAUAAAAUUUUUUUUUAAAUUUAGAUUUAAAACUAAAAAAAAAUUUUUUUUAGAUAAUCUUGUACCUGAUUUUUUGAUUGUUUUACUAAACUACUAUAAGUAUUAGAAAAUAUUUUAAAAUUUUUAGUUGAAAAAGGCCAAGACCAGAGAAGAGUUAGAUAAUUUGGGCCGAGACUACGAAGAGUCGGUAAAUAUGUUCAACCAGAUCGCCGAGAAAAUAGCCAAAGCUUGUGAUAGUCUCAGUGUUGAUGUUCAGAGUCAUCAGAAGGCAGUCUACGCAGUAAGUUUACCUUUUUUCUAUAGUUUGUGGCAAAUAUAGUGCUUAUACCUCUUAGAUAAGGCUAAAACCUUUGUUUUGUUGGCAAAGGUUGUAGUAUAUUACUAUGUAUUAGCUGCCAACAUAAAGAACCCGCCGUUCUUACAUGAAAUUACAAGCAAUGUAUGGCGAUUUUUUAUGUCGGCAGCUAAUACCUAGACAUGCAUAAUAAAGUGCUGUAUAUGCAUAGUGCUGGCUUAUGAUUUUACUUUCAGUUCAUGCGCCAACAAUACUUCUUUCACUCUCAGAUUAGUAAUAUGUUGAUAAAUGGUCUGAAAGAUUUGAACAUUGCCUUAGAACCUCCAGAGAAAUGGGUGGAAAAGAAGUAG